UUCCACAUUCAGUAAUCUGACACCGCCGCUGGCUCAAAACAUCUAAACCGAAGGAUGAACCCACAACUUCAUUGGCAGAAAUAGUCCGAGAGAACAGACGAGAGAAACCGAACGGAGACGAAAACCGAGUGCGCAAAUAACUCGUGGCGGCGGCGGGUGCCUGCGUUUCCUAAUAGGUGUCCGUUUCAAAUAAUAUCAAAGCAAGAAGUUUCACUUUCCACAGGCGGAUGGGUGACUAUCGCUCUCGGCGGCGCUUUGUGAGGAGGAGAUGAUGAAGAAUUUCAGCAACAGUCCCCUUCACAAUAACCAGACUCCAAACCACAUUAGAGAUUGGAACAACAAAAAGUUCGGUUUUCUCUCGGCGGUUCUGUUACGUUUUUCCCUGCGAGGUUAUGGUUUUUGCAUGGCUAGUCUAUUCAUCUUCUGUUUUGGGUCUCUGUUUUACCAGUUGAACGGAGGACCCCCCAACAUUCUACUGGACAUCCGACAGUAUCUCGGAGAAUCCACAUAUCUCGAUGACCACGGACCCCCAGCUCCCCGCGUGCUGCCGUUCCCCAGUCAGGUGGUGUAUAACCGCGUGGGGAAGUGUGGCAGCAGGACGGUAGUCAUCCUACUAAGGUUACUGGCAGAGAGACACCAGUUCAACCUGGUCUCCUCAGACAUCCACAACAAGACACGCCUCACCAAACAUGAACAGGUGGACCUUAUGAGGAACAUCAGCAACAUCCCUCAGCCUUUCCUGUACACCAGACAUGUCCACUUUCUCAACUUCACCCGGUUCAGGAUAGAGCAGCCCGUCUACAUCAACAUCAUACGGGACCCCAUUAACCGUUUCCUCUCCAACUACUUCUUCCGACGUUUCGGGGACUGGAGGGGGGAGCAGAAUCACCUCAUCCGAACACCAGGGAUGAAAGGUGACGAGAGAUACCUGGACAUCAAUGUGUGCAUUCUGGAGAAUUACCCAGAAUGCUCCAACCCCAGACUCUUCUACAUCAUCCCAUAUUUCUGUGGACAGCACCCCCAGUGCAGGGAGCCGGGACAAUGGGCACUGGAGAGGGCCAAACAGAACGUUCUAGAGAACUUCCUUAUCGUGGGGAUCCUAGAGGAGCUGGAAGAUGUCCUGCUUCUUCUAGAGAGACUGUUACCUCACUACUUUACUGACGUACUCAACAUCUACAAGAGCCCAGACUACAGGAAGAUGGGGAACAUGACUGGUACGGUGCGUAAACACACACCCACUCUGGAGGCCCUUCAGGUUCUGUACCACCGCAUGCGCUACGAGUACGACUUCUACAACUUCAUCCGAGACCAGUUCCACUUGAUGAAGAAGAAGAUUGGCCUCAAAUCGGUCCCCCGACCAUCUUCCCACCAGGCCUCCUUCCUAAGAGACCUCUCCCUCCGAACCCCUGAGCCCCUGGAUGAAGAUGAGGAGAUGGAGACCGACCUGGAGGAUGCCAACAGCUGGUUGGUCCAGCCCUGACCAAUGCCGUGGUGACUGAGGACUUUACUUGCAUCUGGUUGGCUGGAGGUGGCAUGAUAAAGGGGCGGGGGAUGUGCCCUGUCUGUCAGCAUUCCCAGGAGGACAAUUGGUUGGGGGUGUGUGGAUCCUGAUGCCUGUGUUUUUACGGGCUACAUAUUCCGUUCAUCUUGGACUCUCUACUCACCGCUGAGAACCUUAGGAGUGGGCUCUGAUUCUCUGCUACCACUGAGGACCUUGGGAGUGGGCUCGGACUCUCUGCUACCACUGAGGACCUUAGGAGUGGGCUCGGACUCUCUGCUACCACUGAGGACCUUGGGAGUGGACUCGGGCUCUCUGCUACCGCUGAGGACCUUGGGAGUGGGCUCGGACUCUCUGCUACCACUGAGGACCUUGGGAGUGGACUCGGACUCUCUGCUACCACUGAGGACCUUGGGAGUGGACUCUGACUCUCUGCUCACCGCUGAGGACCUUGGGAGUGGACUCGGACUCUCUGCUCACCGCUGAGGACCUUGGGAGUGGGCUCGGACUCUCUGCUACCACUGAGGACCUUGGGAGUGGGCUCGGACUCUCUGCUACCACUGAGGACCUUGGGAGUGGGCUCGGACUCUCUGCUACCGCUGAGGACCUUGGGAGUGGACUCGGACUCUCUGCUACCGCUGAGGACCUUGGGAGUGGACUCGGACUCUCUGCUCACCGCUGAGGACCUUGGGAGUGGACUCGGACUCUCUGCUCACCGCUGAGGACCUUGGGAGUGGACUCGGACUCUCUGCUACCACUGAGGACCUUGGGAGUGGGCUCGGACUCUCUGCUACCACUGAGGACCUUAGGAGUGGGCUCGGACUCUCUGCUACCACUGAGGACCUUGGGAGUGGACUCGGACUCUCUGCUACCACUGAGGACCUUGGGAGUGGACUCGGACUCUCUGCUCACCGCUGAGGACCUUCGUUGUGGGCGGAUGGAUGGAUGGACGAACUGACAUAUUUAAAGAUUGACUAGAAUAAUGGAUGGUGGGGUUGCUUUAAAAAGCUCACUUUGCUUGUUUUAAGGUUUUAUUUUUGUUUUGUUGGUUUGAGGCCGUCCUGUUUGGGGUAUCUCCAGGUGAGAUAAGACAAAAGGGAUUUGGACCUAUGAACAUUUUAAAUGUUGAGGGGAGGGCUACAUCUUAGGAUCAGGAACAAUUCAGACACCAACAUAGGUGCAGGGAUGAUGGGGGUGAAGGAGUGUGUUGAGGUGUGAGAGAGCAGGGAAGAGACAGGGAUGAUGGGGGUGAAGGAGCGUGUUGAGGUGUGAGAGAGCAGGGAAGAGACAGGGAUGAUGGGGGUGAAGGAGCGUGUUGAGGUGUGAGAGAGCAGGGAAGAGACAGGGAUGAUGGGGGUGAAGGAGCGUGUUGAGGUGUGAGAGCAGGGAAGAGACAGGGAUGAUGGGGGUGAAGGAGCGUGUUGAGGUGUGAGAGAGCAGGGAAGAGACAGGGAUGAUGGGGGUGAAGGAGCGUGUUGAGGUGUGAGAGAGCAGGAAGAGACAGGGAUGAUGGGGGUGAAGGAGCGUGUUGAGGUGUGAGAGAGCAGGGAAGAGACAGGGAUGAUGGGGGUGAAGGAGCGUGUUGAGGUGUGAGAGAGCAGGGAAGAGACAGGGAUGAUGGGGGUGAAGGAGCGUGUUGAGGUGUGAGAGAGCAGGGAAGAGACAGGGAUGAUGGGGGUGAAGGAGCGUGUUGAGGUGUGAGAGAGCAGGGAAGAGACAGGGAUGAUGGGGUGAAGGAGCGUGUUGAGGUGUGAGAGAGCAGGGAAGAGACAGGGAUGAUGGGGGUGAAGGAGCGUGUUGAGGUGUGAGAGAGCAGGGAAGAGACAGGGAUGAUGGGGGUGAAGGAGCGUGUUGAGGUGUGAGAGAGCAGGGAAGAGACAGGGAUGAUGGGGUGAAGGAGCGUGUUGAGGUGUGAGAGAGCAGGGAAGAGACAGGGAUGAUGAAAUUGGAGGGGUUGUGUGUAACAGGUCUACUUUUAGUGCUUGACCACUCCGUCUCUCCCUGUCUCUCCCAGCCUCCUUUUCUCCCUUUCUUUUCCCCUUGUUUUCUCUCUCUCCCUCACACUCUGCCUGUUUUAAGGACCCUUGUUUUCUCUCUCUCCCUCACACUCUGCCUGUUUUAAGGGCCCUUGUUUUCUCUCUCUCCCUCACACUCUGCCUGUUUUAAGGGCCCUUGUUUUCAAAGUGUUAUUCAAAGUGCCAAACCGUCAAAUGGUAUGUCAUAGUCAUAAACUUCUCUAAGUGCCAAACCUAACCAAGUGGGGUCAGAAACCUUCUGUUCCUAGAAACCCUGUUUGGGAGGAUCCUCUGCUCACAGUGGGAGGGGCCGGGGUGACUUGGUUUAGCCCAAAUGUGAUAGUGGGGUCAGAAACCUUCUGUUCCUAGAAACCCUGUUUGGGAGGAUCCUCUGCUCACAGUGGGAGGGGCCGGGGUGACUUGGUUUAGCCCAAAUGUGAUAGUGGGGUCAGAAACCUUCUGUUCCUAGAAACCCUGUUUGGGAGGAUCCUCUGCUCACAGUGGGAGGGGCCGGGGUGACUUGGAUCCUCUGCUCACAGUGGGAGGGGCCGGGGUGACUUGGUUUAGCCCAAAUGUGAUAUAGUGUCUAUGCAUAACACAAUCAGUUGACUUUGUUUAAUAGAUGUUGAUAUGAUGAGAGGGUCAAAUGGCAGGAAGAGCACCCAACUAUGAAUUCAAACAAUUCCAACUGUGUGUCUACGAUUGGAUUUGACAACAACAUUUGUCAAACUGAUAAUGUAUGAAGAAAGGUUGAAUAUUUUGGUACAUAACUUGGGAAAUAUUAAGAAAUGUAUGAUGUUGGUUGGUGAAAAUGUGUUUUUCCUCAAAUGUCCAUUGGACCGAACAUUGAUGUUUGACAUCCUUCAACAACAACAGAAAUCGAAUAAAAAGAUUAUUUCAAAGAUAAAUCUGAAGGAUGAAACAUUUGAAUCCAACGCUUUACCUGAACUCACCAAAUGAAAUGACAAUGUGUUCACAGUCUGCACUUAGUCUUAUUUGAGAUUGUUCAACCUCUGCUUGUUGGUUACUGUAAUGUCUAAAUCCACAACUUUGUUUCUAAACUCUCCCCUGACUCUCAGUGCUACAGUAUUUCAUAGAGCAGCCAUGGUGUUGUACUUUGGCCAUUUACUGAUAACUCAACACCCAGAGAAGAAAAUGGCCACAACCACCUACCUGGCAGUCAUACCUAUAGUUGAGGUCAAAUAUAUUGGCACCCUCACUAUUUCUUCUAAAAUAAGUAGAUUUGGAAAAAGAUAUUCAUGUGUAUGUGUUUGAUUUACAACUGCACAGGACCAAGAAGAAAGUAAAAAAUCCAAACUGAAAUUAAGACUUUUCACUUCAAAGUUAAAAAUGGCCUUGACUAAGUGAUUCACAAUUCAAAUGGAUUUGUUUCUAAUUCUGGUUUACUGUGCAAUUUAUCUCACCUGUGGAAAGUUCCAGGUGCCUACAGGGUAAAAAGAGCAAUUCAAGCCGUUUUAAAUGCUCCAUUGCACUCAAUUAAAAAAGGGCAAGGUGCCAAUGUUUGACCACAUCUGUAAGCCAUAGUCAUUGUACUGUCAUUGCCUUCAGCGUGGAUUUUCUUUUUGACAUUUUAAUUUAUUAUUAUGUAUCCAUUUUCAUUCCGGAAAGGAUUCUCAGGAAAAAAAAGGUUUCAUACAACGUUGAAAUAAGUUGUACAAUCAAGCUAUUCAUAGUAUCUAAAGAUGAGUAAAAUAUCAUCUUAUAUCCCCAAUAAAAUUAUAUGAACAUUUUAAAGAAAUGGUUGAACUGUUUUUACAAUAAAUGGAAUCCAUUCAUUUCAAUCUCCCCUGACAGUUUUCUAAAUAAAAACCUAACAACUGCA
Messenger RNA from Oncorhynchus nerka (sockeye salmon), 5356 nucleotides. RefSeq names its product uronyl 2-sulfotransferase-like. Gene Ontology annotation, molecular function: sulfotransferase activity. Lineage: Eukaryota; Metazoa; Chordata; Actinopteri; Salmoniformes; Salmonidae. Gene Ontology annotation, cellular component: membrane. The record is from RefSeq and is a predicted model, not a curated record. Bases 269 to 1480 code for a protein of 403 amino acids. The transcript has 8 exons.